AUGUGCUUCAUCGCUCUCACCACCCAAGCAUUUGAUAGGGUACGAUUGAGGGAUGUAACAACUCUAAUAAAGGGAAGGAAGAUUCACCCAAACAUAAUAAAAGUAAUCAAAGACCUGAACAUCGAUAAUUACACAUAUAUCAGAAUGAAAAAUGAGCUGAUCACCGGUAUCACACAAGGAGAUAGCCUCAGACCGACCUUGUUCAGAAUCGUAAUGGCUGAGAUUACAAACAAGGUAAAGCAAGCUGGAAGAGGAUACCGGAUGGAAAACAAAGAAAUAAGAAUAGUAUCUUAUGCUGAUGACGCAGUGAUCAUCUCAAAAGAAGAAGAUAACUUACAAAGACGAUUGUAUAAGUGUGAACAAAUAGCAAAAGCUUUUAACAUGCAAAUAUUCCUGAAGAUAACUAAAUCUUCUACAGUAUCCAGAGAACCGAGAAGAUAUAAACUCGCAAUAUACGAUCAGAGUGUAGAACAUGUGAUGUCAUUCAAAUAUCUAGGAGCGAAUAUAACAAGUAAUAGAAAUGUAAAGAAUGAAGUGAAAGCUCAAACAACAAAGGCGUCAUUAAUAUCAGGGUACCUGAAAGAUGUAAUUUAG
Messenger RNA from Diorhabda sublineata, 594 nucleotides. RefSeq lists its product as uncharacterized. The record is from RefSeq and is a predicted model, not a curated record. The coding region runs from base 1 to 594 and encodes 197 amino acids. Lineage: Eukaryota; Metazoa; Arthropoda; Insecta; Coleoptera; Chrysomelidae. The transcript has a single exon.